This is a messenger RNA of Sorghum bicolor (sorghum), 976 nucleotides long. Its product is annotated as mitochondrial inner membrane protease ATP23. The transcript has 5 exons. Gene Ontology annotation, molecular function: metalloendopeptidase activity. Gene Ontology annotation, cellular component: extrinsic component of mitochondrial inner membrane. NCBI's taxonomy places the organism in Eukaryota, Viridiplantae, Streptophyta, Magnoliopsida, Poales, Poaceae. Gene Ontology annotation, biological process: mitochondrial proton-transporting ATP synthase complex assembly; mitochondrial protein processing. The record is from RefSeq and is a predicted model, not a curated record. Bases 85 to 708 code for a protein of 207 amino acids.
GACGGACGGCGCGGGCCGACGGCUAAACCUAAACCCCCCUCGACGCGGCACUGCAGCAGCCGCCAGCGGAGGCGGGGGGCAGAAAUGGCGGAGGGGAACGGCGGCAGCGGCAGCGGCAGCGGCGGUGCGGCGGGCGUCCGCGUGGAGGCAGAGUCCUCGGAGCCGAAGCGCACCACCCUACGCGCCAUGCCGCGCGAAGAAUGCGUAGAGGGCAUCCGCUCCGCGCUCCAAAAUCCGACGGUGCGGUUCCUGACGGAGAAGAUGGAGAAGGCCGGAUGCCAGGUGUGGCCGCGCUUCAUCAAAGCGGCAACCUGCGCCGGCGCCGCGGGCGGCUACAGCAGCGGGCAUGGGGUAAAAGUUUGCUGCAAUCACAUGGUUUUCCAAGAUCAGAUUACUCAGGUCCUCAUUCAUGAACUCAUACACGCUUAUGACGACUGUGUUGCCAAAAAUCUGGACUGGAAGAAUUGUGCUCACCAUGCUUGCUCUGAGAUUCGAGCCAAUCACCUUAGUGGUGAUUGCCAUUAUAAACGUGAAUUGUUGCGUGGUUUCAUGAAGAUAAGGGGUCAUGAACAAGAAUGUGUCAAAAGGCGGGCUCUGUUGUCUUUGAAAAGCAACCCAUACUGCUCAGAGGCUGCUGCAAAAGAUGCAAUGGAAGCUGUAUGGGAUAUAUGCUACAAUGACACACGCCCAUUUGAUAGAGCUCCAUGAAAUCUUUUCAGAGCUGGGAUACAUCAGCUAUUUUGUGCAACCUGCUUUGAUAUUCUGACGCCCUACAGAAAACUGUAUUUCAGCAAACGGUGACAGCGAAGUACAGUUUUUUUGUUCUGCUGUAGCCAAGCCGUGCUGCAUCCCGUGAUGAGUCUGCGCACAUUGUAAUGAUUUAGUUUAUGUAAUUCAAUUCUUUUGCGCGACAUCCCGACAGUUGAAUAAGUUAUAAACAUAAAGUUCGUCGGUGGCGUGCAUACUCUUUAGGCCU